This is a messenger RNA of Folsomia candida, 2255 nucleotides long. Its product is annotated as transmembrane protein 135. The transcript has 12 exons. Lineage: Eukaryota; Metazoa; Arthropoda; Collembola; Entomobryomorpha; Isotomidae. The coding region runs from base 361 to 1995 and encodes 544 amino acids. The record is from RefSeq and is a predicted model, not a curated record.
ACUCCGCCUCAAAUUCUCUUCGCUAGUCUAUAGUAGUUACACUUCCACAGCCAAUUCAUAGUUUAAGUUGAAUUGGUGGUGACAAGUUUAUCUAUGCAGAUUGAUCGCGCAAGUCUGGAGGAGCACCCCUGACCCCUGACAUGAGGAAGAUUGUCCGAUUUGGUGUAUUUAGGACACAAGGAAAAAUAUUUAAACUUUGAAUUUAUCAGUUAACUAUCAAAUGUUUAUGGUUACAACAAAGACGUAAAGGACGAGAACCUAGGAUGAGAGGAAUCCUCUCAGAGGAUUAUAUUCACAAAAUUGAUAGAAGCCUACUUGAAGAUUAAAGGGUGUGUAAAAAUUCAAUAAGACGGCAUAAUAAUGGCACCAGCCGCUAGUAAGUUGGCCACAUUGCCCUUCAAUUGUUACGAGAUAGGUCAUACUUGGGAACCCAAUUGUAACAUUGCUGCAAUUCAACUUGCUGGGUCAGUGUCGAAAGAGGGCUUUAAAAUGUACACUGCUUGUUACGUGAUUUCACUUAUUGCUAGUCGCCGAAUUCCAAAGUCAACGACGGAUAUUGUUAAACUAGUCAAAGAUAUUUUACGGUCUACCUUAUUUCUUCAAACUCACGGACUGGGAUAUGUUGUUUUCUUGUGUCGACUACGGAGAAUGUUAGGCAAAUCAAAUUUUUAUACGUUAUCCUAUCUUCCCACAUUUCUUGCUAGCUACGUGAGCAUUAUGAUCGAGAAACCACAACGACGACCACUUUUGGCGCUAUAUGUCACAAAUGUCGCUACUGAAACAAUAUACAGAAUGUUGCGAUCCCGGGGAAUGGUCCGUGAUAUCAAACAUUUUGAUUUUUUCCUAUUUUGUACUUCAAUGGUCACCGUUAUUUACAAUAUGAAGAAGGGAAAUCGUCGAGGUGACAUGGUUGACACAAUACUUAUUAAAAUAUUUGGUCCUGAAGAGUUCACCAAAAAAAGAGAAGAGGGAGAUAUUCUUCACCUGCACGAGAGGCAAGUUUUGCGUUCUUCAGCCGAAUUACCACGUCGAGUCAGCCUAGGUGGUCCAGGUCUUCGUGUCGUCGUUGGCCCUGAAGCCGAAAAUGCUAAUGUUCGAAGACGAGCAAAUGAGGACACUUACCGUAAUCGCUUUGUAAAUUUUGUUCUUUGGAUGCAUAAGUCUGUGGAAGACAUUGCGAGUCAUCUAGAAAGAAUGGUUACAGCAAUAUAUGAAAGUCAGAUACACGAAAUGUGUCCUCACAACCAAUCUUGCUUCGAUUAUUGGAUGGAGGGAUUUUAUUCAAGAUUCUUGGUUGGUUGUGGAAUUCAUGGACUUUAUCAAACUGCCAUGCUAGCAAAAAAUCUACUGUCACCAAGUAGAAAGAUGCCAAUUGAUAAAACAGGGGGGUUGUUGUCAAAUUCAGUGUUAUAUCCUUGCAUUCGAAGUGGGAUGGGUUUGGGAAUGAUGAACUUAGCUUUCCGAUUGAUUAACUGCUCGUUUCGGUGGCUAAAAGGAAUGGACGGUCCAGGCCAUGCAGCAGUAUCGGGGUUUAUUUCUUCUGCUCUAGGAUUUUUACUGUUAAAGCCACCAAACUCGUUGGGAUUGUACUUAUUCUUUAAAGCUGCCGAGAGUGUAAUCAGCGAAUCCCACAAGAAGAAUAAUUAUGUUCUGCUCAAUCUCGUGGACAAGGUUUACGGCGGUGGGUGGUGUCUUCUUUACUCCCUAUCAACCGCAUUAUUGUUUACAGUUGCCAUAUUCGAGCCACAUAACCUGAAACCUUCAUACUACCACUUCUUGUCGAAAGCCACUGGCGGAAAACUGUUUGAAAUCAAUCGGACUGCUAUAGAUAUAUAUGGCACAAAUAGUUCCGUUUUUAUGAAGGAUUUCUGGCCAAAAUUAUCAGAUAAAUAUGUAUCUGAUCACAUGAAGCAACUGAUAAAAAUGAGGGAGUCGGUAAAUAAUGACAAUGAAGCCACCAAAGAGCUGCUCCAAAAAUUUAUAAAUGUAAAUUAACUUUGAUGCACUUAACCGUGUACUUAUAUAUGUAUAUAAAUAAUCUGCCGAGUCAUUUGUUAAUUUAUACCAGUGUAAAAUAUUACUAGUCCAGUCCAUCCUCAUUGUUUUACAGAAUGGUGAUAAUUCCGAAUAUUUUUAAUCUUGUAUGUUGUAUGUCCCCCAUAUACAACAUAUAUACAUACAACAUAUAUGUAUUUAAUCUUGUAUGCACAAGGUGGAACAAAUAAAUUGUCGUUCCGUAGUCUGCUUUACACAGA